AUGGUAGGUUUUCUAAUUCCAAGUAAAUCAAAAGUCUCCAACGCCACUAUACCUUCAACCGCCGCCGGCGGUAUUUCCGGCGGCGAAACUGACGGAUCUUCUUCGCGAAACAGAGGCGAUUGUUGCGGACUGUCGAAUCUGGUGACGAAUCUCCUUAAUUCGAUGAAGAAACGAAGCAGCGAGAUCAGGAUGAAGAAUCGGAGUCGGCAAUCGUCGUUCAAGUGUCGUUACGAUCCGUCAAGUUAUUCUCUUAAUUUUGAUUCCUCCGGUAAUAACAAUCUCUCCUUUGAUGAUGAUUAUUACUAUCGAUUCUGCACUUUCUCGUCUAGAUUCGCCUGCGCAGUUCCUAUAACCGCCGUCUCACCGCCGCCGUCGGCUGCGUUUUCACGAUAGAUUUAUGAUCUAGGUUUUUGCUCGGAAUAGAGUUUAUUUUUUGGAAAUAUUUCAUCUUUUAAAUAUAAGUUAGAUAUUUUUAAUUUAUUUUUAGUAAUAAAUUAGUUAUUCUUCAUAUCUGGUUAUUUUAAUUGGAGUUUUGUUUUUCUUAUAUGCUAAUUGGGG
Molecule: messenger RNA, 558 nt
Organism: Impatiens glandulifera
Lineage: Eukaryota; Viridiplantae; Streptophyta; Magnoliopsida; Ericales; Balsaminaceae
Exons: 1
Coding region: 1-393 (130 amino acids)
Source: RefSeq, a predicted model, not a curated record